AGGAGCAGGGCACCCGCGGUGCUUCUUCCCGGGGCACGUGGCGGCAACUGCAGUGACUCGAGCGUGGGCCGGGGGUGGAAAAAGCGAGACAUGUUCACCCAACGGUCCCGUGCCCUGGCCGCGCCUGCCCACGCUGCCGAGGAGCGCUACGGCCGCGUCCAGGCUCCCGAGCCGGUCUUGGGAGCUGAUGACAAUAAUGUGAGUGGUGACUGCUCUCAGAAGCUGGUGACUGCUAACAUUCUCCGUUUCCUACUGCUGGUCCUGAUUCCAUGCAUCUGUGCACUCAUCGUCCUAUUGGUUGUCCUGCUUUCCUUUAUGGGAUCAUUAAAAAAGACCUAUUUUAUGUCAAAUGGGAGUGAACCUUUAGUCACUGAUGGUAAAGUCCCAGUGUCUGAUGUCAUUCUUACAAAUGUGAUCUCUAACCAGAGCACUGUGGCUGCAACUGCUCAUCCCAGCCAACACAUUCCAGCCUGGACCUCCGGGGGUUCUUCAGGGGUUCAAAAUCACAGCAAUAUAGGUGUCUGUGUGAACAUCACGUACAGCCAGUGCCAGAUACUACCUUACCAUUCCACGCUCACACCUUUCUACUCAAUUGUCAAAAACAUGGAAAUGGACAAGUUCCUCAAGUUCUUCAUGUACCUCCACCGGCUCGGUUGCUAUCAACAUAUCCUGCUUUUUGGCUGUAGCCUUGCCUUCCCUGAGUGCAUUGGUGAUGACAGUCCUGGACUCCUGCCCUGCAGAUCCUUCUGUGAGGCGGCCAAGGACGGCUGUGAAUCAGUGCUGGGGGUUGUGAACACUUCCUGGCCCCAUUUCCUCAAAUGUUCCCAGUUUCAGAACCAAAGUGAAAGCAUCAAUGGCAGCAAAAUUUGCUUCUCACCACAACCAGAUAAUGGAAAACAAAUGCUCUGCGGAGGCGGUGACAAUUUUCUGUGCUCCAGCGGAAUCUGUGUGCCCAGGAAGCUGCAAUGUAAUGGUUACAACGACUGUGAUGACUGGAGUGAUGAGGCGCAUUGCAAUUGCAGUAAGAAUCUGUUUCACUGCCACACAGGCAAGUGUCUUAAUUACAGCCUUAUCUGUGAUGGCUAUGAUGACUGUGGGGACCUGAGUGAUGAACAGAACUGUGAUUGUCAUCCCACCCAGGAGCAUCGGUGUGGGGACGGGCGCUGCAUUGCAAUAGAGUGGGUUUGUGAUGGUGAUCAUGACUGCGUAGACAAAUCUGAUGAAGUCAAUUGCUCCUGUCUCAGCCAGGGCCUAGUGGAAUGCAGAAAUGGACAGUGUAUACCCAGCACAUUUUGGUGUGAUGGAGACGAGGACUGUAAGGAUGGAAGUGAUGAGGAGAACUGCAGUGACAGUCAGGCUCCAUGUCAAGAAGGAGACCAAAGAUGCCUCUACAAUUCCUGCCUUGAUUCAUGUGGUGGUAGCUCUCCCUGUGACCCGAGCAACAGUCUGAAUAACUGUAGUCAGUGUGAACCGAUUACUUUGGAACUCUGCAUGAAUUUGCCCUACAACUAUACAAAUUACCCAAAUUACCUUGGUCACAGGACUCAAAAUGAAGCUUCCAUCAGUUGGGAGUCCUCUCUGUUCCCUGCACUUGUUCAAACCAACUGUUACAAAUACCUCAUGUUCUUUGCUUGCACCAUUUUGGUACCAAAAUGUGACAUGAAUACAAGCCAACGUAUCCCUCCUUGCAGAGUGCUGUGUGAACACUCCAAAGAACGUUGUGAGUCUGUUCUUGGGAUUGUGGGCCUCCAGUGGCCUGAAGACACAGAUUGCAAUCAGUUUCCAGAAGAAAAUUCAGACAAUCAAACUUGUCUAAUGCCUGAUGAAGAUGUGGAAGAAUGCUCACCUAGUCAUUUCAAGUGCAGAUCAGGACGGUGCGUUCUGGCUUCCAGAAGAUGUGAUGGCCAGGCUGAUUGUGAUGAUGACAGUGAUGAAGAAAACUGUGGAUGUAAAGAGAGAGAUCUUUGGGAAUGUCCAUCCAAUAAACAGUGUUUGAAGCACACAGUCAUCUGUGAUGGGUUCCCAGACUGCCCUGAUAAUAUGGAUGAAAAAAACUGUUCAUUUUGCCAGGAUGACGAACUAGAAUGCGCAAACCAUGAGUGUGUGUCACAUGACCGGUGGUGUGAUGGCCAAGCGGACUGCAUGGAUAGUUCAGAUGAAUGGGAUUGCGUGACCCUCUCUAAAAAUGUCAACUCCUCAUCAUUGCUGAUCGCUCACAGAUCUGCCCUGGAAUACCACGUGUGUGCAGAUGGCUGGCAGGAGACACUGAGUCAGCUGGCCUGCAAGCAGAUGGGUUUAGGAGAACCAUCUGUGACAGAAUUGAUAGAGGAACAGGAGCAAGACCCACCGUGGCUGACAUUACAGUCCAACUGGGAGAGUCUCAGUGGCACUACAUUACAUGAGCUGUUGGUAAAAGGGCAGUCCUGUCAAAGCAGAAGAAAGAUUUCUCUUCUGUGCACAAAAAAAGACUGUGGGCGCCGCCCUGCUGCCCGGAUGAACAAGAGGAUUCUUGGGGGUCGGACAAGUCGCCCCGGAAGGUGGCCAUGGCAGUGUUCUCUGCAGAGUGACCCCAGUGGACACAUUUGUGGCUGUGUCCUCAUUGCCAAGAAGUGGGUUCUGACAGUUGCUCACUGCUUUGAGGGGAGAGAGAAUGCUGCCCUCUGGAGAGUAGUAUUUGGCAUCAACAAUCUUGACCACCCAUCGGCGUUCAUGCAGACCCGCCUGGUGAAGACUAUCAUCCUGCACCCGCGCUACAGUCGAGUGGUGGUGGACUAUGACAUCAGCAUAGUUGAGCUCAGUGAAGACAUCAAUGAAACAAGCUAUGUCAGGCCUGUCUGCUUACCCAGCAUGGAGAAGUUGUUAGAGCCUGAUACUUACUGCUAUAUCACAGGCUGGGGACACAUGGGCAACAAAAUGCCAUUUAAGCUACAAGAGGGAGAAGUCCGCAUUAUUUCUCUGGAGCAGUGUCAGUCAUACUUUGACAUGAAGACCAUCACCACCCGGAUGAUAUGUGCUGGUUACGAGUCUGGCACGGUCGACUCCUGCAUGGGCGACAGCGGUGGACCACUUGUUUGCGAACAGCCUCGGGGACAGUGGACAUUGUUUGGUUUAACUUCAUGGGGCUCCAUCUGCUUUUCCAAAGUCCUGGGGCCUGGAGUUUAUAGCAAUGUGUCAUACUUCCUCGAAUGGAUCCAAAGGCAAAUAUACAUCCAUACCUUUUUCCUAAAUUAAUUCUAAAGAUCACCGGAGACAUUUGCCGGCUAUACUCAAAGUAAAUGGCCUUCUCGACUAUGGAGCGCAUCCUGCAGAGUUAUACAGAAGCUCUUUAUAGGGAACAGAGCUGCUCACCCGCGCGCUGCAAAUGUUCAUGUUUGUUUUGGUCUAAUUUUAUUCAACUCUGUCCCUCAACUUUAUAUUCCUCUUAUUUUCUGUUCAGUGAAAGUGAGAAAAAAAUCAAAACAGUGCUUGUUCUUUUGCCAGAUCUAAUCUUGGCUGUAGAAUAAAAUGAUCAACUCUGGAGAGAGUUUGACAACGGCAGGCACUCAGGUAACAAGGUAUAGAAAAUUCUCUUUUAUCUGAUCAGAAAAAGGACACUGAGAUUCAGGCUCACUCAUCUUUGGCAGCUUAUCUUUUUCCAGCAAAAUAAAGUGGUGACACAUUUCAAUAUCAUUGCAGAUUUGCUUUGAUUUUUUUUAAAAAGUACAAGCUAAUUUACAUGUUCAAAUGAUUUACUAGCACUCUUCAAAAGUUUGCAUAAGCUAAAUAACUUCUGAGCGGAGGUCAGAGGUAAAAAGCCACGCUGCUUCUAUUUAGGGAGCUAAAAUAGUAAGACAUAAAUACAAAACACUUUAGACUUCAACAAUUAGCAAAUGAUGUUAUAGGACUACCCAUGCUGAAUUUAAAUCAGGAUCAUAAUUUUAUAGAAAAUUCUUCAUGCAACUUUUUUUAUAAUUAGGUUUUGUUUAUUGAUUAUCAACUAGAAGACCGAGACAGCCACAACAAAGAAAUACCUGUGGGAUAUAUUUUGUUCUGCCUACAAGAUUAUUAGAGAUGAGAUUAAAUUUUACAAAGAAGAAUUUGUAGUAGACUCAAGAGAUGAAAUAAAAAAAUUAAUUGUACCAUGGCCUCAAUGAAAUAUUUUUUAUUUUUCCUAUUUGUCAUAUCAAUAAAGUCAUAGACAUGUAUCUUAAACCAUCUUAAGAUUUUGCAUGGAGUACAAGAUUUUGCAAUUUUUUUCCUUGAAAAAUUUUACAAUAUCUUUGAAGCAAUGGUAAUUACCAUAUCUUCCCUUGAUAAGUGUGCUUUAAAAAAAUGCUUUUAAGUGGGUCUGGAACCAUAGUUCUGUGGGUAGGGUGUUUGCCUUGUACCUGGCCAACUCUGGCUUGAUCCCUGGCAUCCCAUAUGGUCCCGUGAACACCUCCAGGGGUAAUUCCUGAGUGCAGAGCAAGGAGUAACCCCUGAGCAUCGCUGUGUGUGACUUCAAAAGCCAAUAAAUAUAUUUUUUUUAAAAAAAUGCUUUUAAGCUCCUGGACACUUUUCACACAACAGUUUCUGAAGUAAUUAGUGGUGAAACUCUUUUUACCCACUAAGUCUUCAAAACAUGAAUCUUCACACAUACUAAUUUAAUUAGCCAGGUGCUCUUUUUUGUAAAUGCCUUUGAACAAGUAGGUUGCCUACUAACCACCAGCAUCUUGGAUUGCCUCAGCUCCUCAGAGCCUACCUGCAAUUUCAUACAUGUAUUUUUGUACUCUUUUCUAUAUAUAUUCAUACUUGAAAUGCAAAACGUUGUCAUGACACUUUGCAUGUUAUUUAUCUCCUGUUCUGUAGUUUUUAUGAACUGUUGAGAAUGUGAAAUCCAGCAAUUAAAUUGUGAUUACAACUGUAUGAAAUUUUAAGAACAAAUGUCAUUUUGUACUUAAGGUAACAACUUUUAGCUUGGCUCGAUUUAUGUUCAGUGAUAUGUACAUAUUGAACUUAUUUUCAGUAGCUCUGAUCACAAAUAAAAUUAUGUCACUUUA
Sorex fumeus (smoky shrew) is the source of this 5018-nucleotide messenger RNA. RefSeq names its product corin, serine peptidase (gene CORIN). Bases 91 to 3231 code for a protein of 1046 amino acids. Gene Ontology annotation, cellular component: membrane. Gene Ontology annotation, biological process: regulation of blood pressure; acrosome reaction; peptide hormone processing. The transcript has 22 exons. The record is from RefSeq and is a predicted model, not a curated record. Lineage: Eukaryota; Metazoa; Chordata; Mammalia; Eulipotyphla; Soricidae. Gene Ontology annotation, molecular function: protein binding; serine-type endopeptidase activity.